Molecule: messenger RNA, 1320 nt
Organism: Impatiens glandulifera
Lineage: Eukaryota; Viridiplantae; Streptophyta; Magnoliopsida; Ericales; Balsaminaceae
Product: MATH and LRR domain-containing protein PFE0570w-like
Exons: 4
Coding region: 16-1188 (390 amino acids)
Source: RefSeq, a predicted model, not a curated record
CACUAGCUUGGUAAAAUGUGUAAUCUUUAUUCAAUUGCUUGUUUACAGGAUCUUCUUUAUGCCAAAUGCAUAAGUGAGGAUGAGUAUCACUCUUUCAAGAAGCCAUUGUUGCAGAGGAUUGCAGUUCAGGGAGCACAGAUCGAGACAGGAAACGUAGAGAGUUCGGAUGGAGAAUGGUCCAUUAUUGAUUUGAAAGAUGAGAGUUGUCUUUUGAAUUCGAACAAAUCAAAUUCAAAUUCAAAUCCCAAGUCAGCUGCUUCUUUGUUUGGGUUCAAAUCUAAGGAUGCAGUUUCCAAAAACGAAUUGGGUCUUUCAAAAGAAAACCCUUUUUGGAACAUAGACAUUAGUGAGAAAGAAAGUAAGAAUGGAUCAAUUCUCAUGGCCCAAAGCUCGCCGCCGCCGGAGAAGAUGAGUGAAAGGCAGAAGGGAAAGCAGAAAUCUUUUAAGACUAUGUUUCAGAAAUGGAAGAUGAGUGAUUCAGAAGAUGAAACAGCCCCACUCCCGUUAAGUGAGAAAUCAGACAGUCCAGCAUUUUCUCAUACAAACAAGCUUGGUCCUCUUUUUGUAGGACCGGACACGAAGCAAAUCAAAAUGAAACUGCAUUCCAAUGGCUCAUCGUCUGACUUCUUUGUUGAUAAGGUUCUAGGAGACAAUGUGAAGAAGGAACUUAGAAGAAUCCAAGCAGAACUCAGUGCUACAAAUGCCAAUCUCCAUUUCUCAAAUGAUCAACUAGAGGCUAUCUCCACGCAACUUCCAGUUGACAAGACCGAUCUGAAGAAAUUCUUUCCUAAGUCUUGGUGUGAUCAAUAUGGGGAAGUGGUGCUGGAUGUAGUGAAGAAGGAAUUCAAGAAUCAUGUUAGCGAAAUGGGUAAUCUGCAAAACAGUGGCAACACCAACAUAGAGAAGAAGAAGAAGAAGGAGAAGGAUAACAAUGGCGGAUUCAAGAAAUGGACAACUUUUGAAGGGAAUGAAGAAAACAGUCACCCGAAUAUUGCUGCUGCUGCUCCAAGUUAUAAUAAUAACAGAAAAUUAGAUAAAAGAUGUUUCUUCAAGAACAGUAACAACAACAACAAUCCAUUCUUACAAGAUUAUGAUGAUCAUCAUGAAGAAAAAGAAAGUCAUCUCCAUGAUCAUAAUCCUUUCUGGACUCCUCCUCCAAGAUCUCAUGGUUCUUCCAUGAUCAAUUAGUUAUUAAUAUAUGUAAACAAUUGGCAUUAUAUAAUGCAGUGAGGUUUAUGGUUUUCUUUCUAAGCUGCAUUCAAGAAUUAUUCAGAUCUUUUUAUGGAUUGUAAGUAUCAAUUGAAUUGAUAUGUUUUAAAA